Fonticula alba is the source of this 840-nucleotide messenger RNA. RefSeq lists its product as hypothetical. Gene Ontology annotation, molecular function: protein binding. The record is from RefSeq and is a predicted model, not a curated record. The transcript is spliced from 7 exons. NCBI's taxonomy places the organism in Eukaryota, Rotosphaerida, Fonticulaceae. Gene Ontology annotation, biological process: ribosomal large subunit assembly. Bases 1 to 840 code for a protein of 279 amino acids. Gene Ontology annotation, cellular component: nucleolus.
AUGCAGUGGCAUCUGGGCCCGCACAUCACCGGAACCGCUGCCGAUGGUGUUCCGCGCUUGGCCUCCUCUUCCAAGGAUGGCACCGUGCGCAUUUGGGACACCGUGCGCGGGGUGACCUGCUUCUCGCUGGCUCAGCACACGGAUGCGGUCAGCUGCGUCCGCUGGGGCGGCGAGGGGCUCAUCUACACGGCCAGCCGUGACCGGACCAUCAAGGUGUGGGAUGCCAAGGAUGGCAAGAUCUGCCGGACUCUGCAGGGCCACGGCCACUGGGUCAACUCGCUGACCCUGCACACGGAUUACAUCCUGCGCACCGGGCCCUUCGACCACACCGGCAAGCGCCCCGCCUCAGAUGCCGAGGCCAAGGCCGUUGCCCUGAAGCGCUAUCAGGAGGUCCGCGGUGCGGGCGAGCGCAUGAUUUCCGGCUCGGACGACUUCACCCUGUUCCUGUGGGAUCCGUCGCGCGAGCGGAAGCCCAUCGCCCGGCUGACCGGUCACCAGCAGCUGGUCAACCAUGUUGUUUUCUCCCCCGACGGCCGGUGGAUCGCCAGUGCCUCCUUCGACAAGUCGGUCAAGCUGUGGGACGGCACCAACGGCAAGUUCGUCGGGAACUUCCGCGGUCACGUCCAGUCCGUCUACCAGGUGGCCUGGUCAUCGGACUCGCGCCUGCUCAUCAGCGCCAGCAAGGACUCCACGCUGAAGGUGUGGGACGUCCGCACGAAGAAGCUGCGCUUCGAAUUGCCCGGCCACGCGGACGAGGUGUACGCCGUCGACUGGAGCCCGGACGGGAAUAUGGUCGCCAGUGGCGGCAAGGACAAGGUCCUCAAGCUCUGGCGUGCCUAG